Molecule: messenger RNA, 1711 nt
Organism: Sinocyclocheilus anshuiensis
Lineage: Eukaryota; Metazoa; Chordata; Actinopteri; Cypriniformes; Cyprinidae
Gene: bco1l
Product: beta-carotene oxygenase 1, like
Exons: 11
Coding region: 69-1676 (535 amino acids)
Biological process (GO): carotene catabolic process; retinal metabolic process
Molecular function (GO): beta-carotene 15,15'-dioxygenase activity; carotenoid dioxygenase activity
Source: RefSeq, a predicted model, not a curated record
ACGCGACAGCUCUCACGCAGUGUAUCAGAUACUGUAUGUAGCGUGUUAUAAGCGUGUGGCAUACAGCCAUGUCAGUAAGCGCUCAGCUUCAGCUCAAUAUGUUGUCGUUUUUCUGGAGAAACGGAGUGGAGACGCCGGAGCCGCUUAAAGCAGAUGUGACAGGCUCCAUCCCACCAUGGCUUCAGGGGACACUCUUACGAAAUGGUCCUGGUCUGUUCUCAGUUGGUAACACUUCUUACAAGCACUGGUUUGAUGGAAUGGCACUCAUCCACAGUUUCACGUUUAAAGAUGGGGACGUAUUUUACAGAAGUAAAUUCUUGAAUAGUGAAACAUACAAAAAGAACAUAGCUGCCAAUAGGAUCAUUGUGUCUGAAUUUGGAACCAUGGUUCAUCCAGAUCCCUGCAAGAAUAUAUUCUCCAAGGCCUUCAGUUACUUCAUGAAUGCCAUUCCAGAUUUCACAGAUAAUAAUCUCAUUAACAUCAUAAGAUAUGGUGAAGAUUAUUACGCAUCAUCAGAAGUGAAUUACAUUAACCAAAUUGACCCACUGACACUAGAAACAUUAGGAAGAACUAACUACAGAAAUCACAUUGCCAUUAACUUGGCAACCGCACACCCUCACUAUGAUGAAGAAGGGACCACGUACAACAUGGGCACUGCCAUCAUGAACUUCGGCAGACCGAAAUAUGUUAUUUUCAAGGUGCCAGCCAAUGCCACAGAUAAAGAGAAGAAGAAGCCAGCCCUCAGGAAGGUGGAACUAAUUUGCUCCAUUCCUUUCCACUCCACCUUGUAUCCGAGCUACUUCCACAGCUUCGGCAUGACGGAGAACUACAUUAUCUUUGUAGAGCAGGCCUUCAAGCUGGAUAUCCUCAAACUGGCCACAGCUUACUUCAGAGAUGUCAACUGGGGCAGUUGCCUGAAAUUCGACAAAGAUGACAUUACACUGAUCCAUCUGGUCAAUAGGAAGACUGGGGAAACUGUGAGCACAAAGUACUACGCAGACGCAUUUGUGGUCUUCCAUCACAUCAAUGCUUAUGAAGAAGAUGACCAUGUUGUCUUUGACUUGAUCACAUACCAGGACAGCAAUCUGUACGAUAUGUUCUACAUACACAACAUGAAGCAAGAUGUUGACAAAUUUAUAGAGACCAACAACGAAUUCUCUCGACCAACAUGUCAACGGUUUGUCCUUCCUCUCAACAUAGACAAGGAAGCUCCACCAGACACCAACCUGGUGAAGUUACAGGACACAACAGCCACAGCAGUGCUGAAGCAGGAAGGCUCCAUCUACUGCACCCCUGACACUAUUUUUGAGGGUUUAGAAUUGCCAGGGAUUAACUACAAAUUCAACAGUAAGAAGUACAGGUACUUCUAUGGCACCAGGGUGGAUUGGUCACCAUAUCCAAGCAAGAUUGCAAAAGUGGACAUAGCUACCAGGAUUCACCAAGUGUGGAUCGAGGAGGAAUGUUACCCAUCUGAGCCAGUGUUUGUAGCAUCUCCAGAUGCUGUUGAAGAAGAUGAGGGUGUUAUCCUGUCUUCUGUGGUUUCAUUCAAUCCCCAAAAGCCUCCUUUCCUGGUGAUCCUGGAUGCUAAGUCCUUUAAAGAGAUAGCUCGCGCUACCAUUGACACUGCUAUUCAUAUGGACCUGCAUGGGCUUUUCAUCCAUGAUAAGUCUACCUAAAAUGGACAUUAAGAAUAAUACAACAACUCAUUUUC